GGCGGAAGUGCCCUCAGAGCGCCUCAAGGAGGCUUCUGAGGGGAUUUUGAGCCAUGGCCGAGGACAUGAAGCUGAAGCUUUGCCGCUACAAGACGGCGCCGUUCGACAGCCGCUUCCCCAACCAGAACCAGACCCGCAACUGCUGGCAGAACUACCUGGAUUUCCAGCGGUGCCAGCGCGCCAUGGACGCCCGCGGCGCCGAUGCCACCCCGUGCCAGUGGUACUUCCGCGUCUACAAGUCCCUGUGCCCGACCUCGUGGGUGACGGCGUGGGACGAGGCCCGUGAGGAGGGGACCUUCCCCGGCAAGAUCUGAGCUGUCCCCGAGCCCCGGUGACACCGAGGGGACACGGCCGGGGGGAGGUGACACCGCGG
This is a messenger RNA of Melozone crissalis (California towhee), 373 nucleotides long. Its product is annotated as cytochrome c oxidase subunit 6B1. Gene Ontology annotation, cellular component: mitochondrion; respiratory chain complex IV. The record is from RefSeq and is a predicted model, not a curated record. Bases 54 to 314 code for a protein of 86 amino acids. The transcript is spliced from 4 exons. NCBI's taxonomy places the organism in Eukaryota, Metazoa, Chordata, Aves, Passeriformes, Passerellidae.